Neocloeon triangulifer is the source of this 619-nucleotide messenger RNA. RefSeq names its product cysteine-rich PDZ-binding protein. Gene Ontology annotation, cellular component: dendrite. The transcript is spliced from 3 exons. Gene Ontology annotation, biological process: cytoplasmic microtubule organization. Bases 142 to 444 code for a protein of 100 amino acids. The record is from RefSeq and is a predicted model, not a curated record. Lineage: Eukaryota; Metazoa; Arthropoda; Insecta; Ephemeroptera; Baetidae. Gene Ontology annotation, molecular function: PDZ domain binding; microtubule binding.
AUUAAACCCCCCACCACUACUUUUUCACUUGUGUUUACGACAACGCCCCUUUUAGCGAGUUAAAAAGAUUUUCAUCAAAACUGUGCGCUGUUCUGCGACCUUUUCAAGCGUUUCUUUACUUCUUCACGCAGAUUUAAGAAGAUGGUUUGCGCCAAGUGCGAGGCCAAAGUGGCCAAAAUCAUCACGCCCGACCCUUGGAAGGCCGGGGCGCGAAACACGACCGAAGGUGGUGGCCGCAAAAUCAAUGAAAAUAAAGCUCUGACGUCAAGAGCUCGAGCAAACCCUUACGGUGGGACUAAAUUCGAGAAGUGCCGGAUAUGCAAAUCAAAAAUACAUCAACAGGGAACUUAUUAUUGCCAGUCAUGCGCAUACAAGAAAGGAAUCUGCGCCAUGUGCGGAAAGAAAAUAAUCGAAACCAAGAAUUACAAGCAGUCGGCAGUUUGAUUUUGCUAAAAUUAUGUGAAAGUGAAGUGACAAAACAUUGGUGCCACUGGACGUUUUUUGUCUAAGAAAAUAGACUAAAAUUAAAUUUUCUCUGAUAGAUUCCUCAAAAUAGUGCAUUGCUUUAAAAAAUAUCUUAUUUCAUUUGUACAUAAAUAAAACACUCACGUGAUUAGAA